AUGGCAAUUGUAUAUCAAUAUACUGCUCCAUAUUAUUGGAGUUCACCACAAAACCAAUUCCAUCCAGCCACUGCAGUUUCAUCUGCUGCCAGUAAAUUAACACCAACUUUUCAAGGUGCCACUCCAGAACAAAUUGCUGCUUUCCAACAGUAUCAACAACAACAAUUCAUACAACAACAACAGCAACAACAAUUCCAACAACAACAACAGCAACAACAACAACAACAACAACAAUACCAAUUACACCAUUCACUAUCUUCCAGUUCACUUUCUUCAGACUCUGAAAGUCCAAUCCUACCAUUAAAGAGACAAUUUUCAUCCGAUGACAUCAAUUCAAGUUAUGGUGAUGAUAAUCUCAAUGACCAAGAUGAGGACGCCGGAAGUGAUAUCGAUGAAGAAUACCUACAAGAGGAACAACUAAAGUCAUUCCUCCAGCCUUUUAUUAAACAAAUUUUAGAAACCAAAGCUUCACACUCAAUAUUAAAUCUGAUUUCAGAUUGUAUAAAAGAAUAUAUUACAGUAAAAACAAUGUUAUCAAAAAUUAAAAUUAUUUGCAAAGAAAAUCAAUUAGAUUAUAUUUAUCAAACACUUGUACAAACAUUUAUUAAAGUAGAUGGAGAUGUUAAAAUGGUCAAUUUCUUGGUUGACUGUGGCGUAGAGGAGUCUGAUUUGGAGUUUGUCAAAGACAUCGAACUCACUCAGAACAAUAUGGAAGUUGUAAAGAAGAAGCGUGAGAGAAAGAGAGAGAGUAUCAGCAGAGGUCUGAGAUCGCCACCCAACAAGUGGACAAAGGAAGAAUCACAGAAUCUCAUUCGUUUGGUUACAGAGAAUGGAGACAAACAAUGGAAGAAGAUUGCUUCGAAGCUGGGCGGCGGAAAAACCGGUGCUCAAUGCGCACAACACUGGAAGCGUGUGCUCAGUCCGGAGAUCAAGAAGGGCUCGUGGGACGAAGACGAAGAGCUCCUGCUGUUCCAGUUGGUCGACAAGCACGGUCAGAGCUGGAAGAACGUCGCCAUGGAAAUUAAGACACGUACUGACAUCCAGUGUCGCUACCAAUACUUCAAGGCGACCACUUCGCGUCAGACACCGUGGUCCACCACCGAGUUGGAGCUUCUCACCAAAAAGAUCGACCAAAUCCUAUCACACAGCUAUGAGGUGACCUCAUUCCAGCAGGUCGCCAAACAUCUGGCACGUGCCAAAACCACGAAAAUUCCACGUACCGCAUUGGAAUGCAAAAUGAAAUGGAACGAAAUCUGUUCGUUCUACCAACAACAGAAUCGUCAUAUUCCACAACAACAAAUCAUUCCAUUGUACAGAUCUGAUCAAAAUUUUUGA
Messenger RNA from Heterostelium album PN500, 1335 nucleotides. RefSeq names its product putative myb transcription factor (gene mybB). The transcript has 2 exons. The record is from RefSeq and is a predicted model, not a curated record. The coding region runs from base 1 to 1335 and encodes 444 amino acids. Lineage: Eukaryota; Evosea; Eumycetozoa; Acytosteliales; Acytosteliaceae.